This is a messenger RNA of Acanthoscelides obtectus, 216 nucleotides long. The record is from the annotation of a GenBank genome assembly. Lineage: Eukaryota; Metazoa; Arthropoda; Insecta; Coleoptera; Chrysomelidae.
AUGAAGCUUAUUGAAAAGAUGUCACUGCAAAUAGACGAGAGGCAAAUUAAUAAAUUACUGAAGAAGAGUGAAUCGCCAAAGAAACGUCAAUAUGACAGCGACAACGAAAGUUCCACAGUUAACAAAGUGGAAAUAGCAAACAUGCAAGAAGAUAGCUCAAGUAUCGAAAAAACGCCGAUCCAAGAGCUCCAGCGAUUUUCCACCACCGCCAAGUAA